UGAACCAUUGGCAGCUGCUGAUUGUUGCCUCCAAGCUUCCGCCGCCAACGCCAAGACCGGCCGACUCCCCGUACGUGUCCCCUUCGACUGGCGGAUCAUCGCCUGCCCGUUCUGAUUCCCCCAAACUGGGAAUCACAAGCUGCGUUCUUCGUAGCCGUAUUUGAUUUGAUGGACGGUUAUUACCAUUUAAAGACGGUAAAAAUGGCCAUGAAAAUUGUUAAGUGAUUUUUUGUUGUAAGUGAUUUUUUGUUUGUUUUCUGCAGGCCAUUGUGAAUCUGGGUUCUCUGAUGAAGUUACUGAAUACUCCCUUAUUCCACGCUUGAAAGCAUUCGCUGAUUGGAUUCUUAAGGCAAUGGAUUUAGGUAACCUUGAAGACAUUUUCCCUGCAGCUAGUCAUGAAUAUGCACCGCUUGUUGAGGAACUAUGGAAAGAUCAUGCUAUUCAAGCUACAUAUAAACGAAGAAGUGAACUGUCAUUCCUUCCACCUGCUGCCAUUAUUUUCUUGAUAAGGCUGUUGAUAUUUCUCGAACAGAAUAUGAGCUCUCUGAUAUGGAUAUACUGUGUGCUAAUGGAAUUACAUCCUCGGAUGGGCUAGCAUCAACAGAAUUCUCUUUCCCACAGAUGUCUUUGGGCGGACAGGGUGCUGAUGAGCCUGAUCCACAGGACACCUUGCUAAGGUACCAGCUGAUCAGAACAAACAACAGAGGUUUGCACGAGAACAGCAAAUUUCUGCAAAUGUUUGAUGAUGUGAGGCUUGUUAUCUUCUGUGUUGCUGCUAGCGACUACGAUGAGUACUAUGAGGAUGCAAAUGGCACGAUUGUCAAGAAGAUGAUAGAGAGUAGGCAGCUGUUUGGGAGCAUCGCCCUUCAUCCAACAUUUGAGCAAAUGGAUUUCCUCCUACUCCUCACCAAGUUUGUUCUCCUAGAGCAGAAGAUUAACAGCUCCCCUCUAACCUUAUGUGACUGGUUCGACGACUUCAAUCCCCUGAUCAGCCGCAGCCUGCUCAACGGCAGCAGCAGGAGCACCCGGAGCAGCCAGACCGGGGCGACGCUGGCCCAGAUGGCCGCACACUACAUGGCGACAAAGUUCAAGAGGCUGUUCGACUCCCUCAAGGGGCGGAAGCUCUACGUGUCGUACGUGAACACCCUGGACCAGGAGUCGGUCGUGUCUGCGAUCCGCUACACCCGGGAGAUCAUCAAGUGGGAGGAAGAGAAGCCCGUGUUCGGCACCAGCGAAACGGUUUACAGUGAGGAGCCGAGCACCUCCACUCACUGACCUGAUCCCUCACCUUUGUUGUGUGCAGAGAAGAGGUGUAAAUAUCUGUGCAUUUCGCCAUUUCUUAGAGUUGUACCCCCGUUCCUUUUGUUCGUAGCUGAUCACCGGCUUGUGUGGCUGUUAGCUAUUGUGACAGAAGUUGGAAAUGGUAAAAACACUUUAUUCUGGACUGAUAGAUGGUUGCUUGGCCAAAGCUUCGAGCAAACACUGCCACAUCUGUUCAGUUCAGUGGCAGCCAGAGCAAGAAAGAAAACAGUACAUGCAUCACUCUCUGAUGGAAGCUGGAUUGCUGGUAUAAGAGGGCUCUACAGGUCUUGCUCGAAUACCUCCAUCUGUGGGAACUUCUUUCAACUGUUCAAUUACAGCCCGAAGUGGAGGACACACAUAUCUGGCAAUUUCAGCUUCUGGUCAAUAUUCCACAAAAUCAGCAUAUGAAGCAUUAUUUAUUGAGCCCCCCGAAUUUAGUCCUUGGCAAAGAAUUUGGAAGAGCUGGGCCCCUAGGAAAUGCAAUUUUUUUUUAUGUGGACAGCAGCUCAUAAUAGAUGUUGGACUGCAGACCGACUUGCAAGAAGAGGCCUUCCUCGCCCUGCAGCUAUGUGAUCAGGCUGAUGAAACAAUUGACCACCUGCUUGUCUCAUGUGUUUUCUCACGCCAAUUAUGGUUCAACAUCAUGCAAUUCUUUGGCUUAGAUGUCCUUGCCCCACAGCUGAAUGAGUUGUGCUUUGAAGAUUGGUGGGCCAAAGCAAGUGACAGGGUUUCUGGUCAAGUGAAAAAGGGCUCAACUCCACAUCAUUUUAGGCGCUUGGUCACUGUGGCUCCACCGCAACCAUUGUGUUUUCGAUGGAGGUACUCCCAGUUUGACUACCGUUGUCUCGGCCUUCAAAGAAGAAGUGUGGCAGUGGGCUUUGGC
This is a messenger RNA of Panicum hallii, 2185 nucleotides long. RefSeq names its product extra-large guanine nucleotide-binding protein 1-like. Lineage: Eukaryota; Viridiplantae; Streptophyta; Magnoliopsida; Poales; Poaceae. Gene Ontology annotation, biological process: adenylate cyclase-modulating G protein-coupled receptor signaling pathway. Gene Ontology annotation, cellular component: heterotrimeric G-protein complex. The record is from RefSeq and is a predicted model, not a curated record. Gene Ontology annotation, molecular function: GTPase activity; G protein-coupled receptor binding; guanyl nucleotide binding. The transcript has 3 exons. Bases 550 to 1275 code for a protein of 241 amino acids.